Molecule: messenger RNA, 6534 nt
Organism: Loxodonta africana (African savanna elephant)
Lineage: Eukaryota; Metazoa; Chordata; Mammalia; Proboscidea; Elephantidae
Gene: TICRR
Product: TOPBP1 interacting checkpoint and replication regulator
Exons: 22
Coding region: 1-5751 (1916 amino acids)
Biological process (GO): DNA replication; mitotic G2 DNA damage checkpoint signaling; regulation of DNA-templated DNA replication initiation
Cellular component (GO): nucleus
Molecular function (GO): chromatin binding
Source: RefSeq, a predicted model, not a curated record
AUGGCCUGCUGUCACAAGGUGAUGCUGCUGCUGGACACCGCAGGCGGAGCCGCUCGCCAGAGCCCGGUUCGGCGGGCCGCCCUGCGCCUCCUCACCUACCUGAGUUGCCGAUUCGGCCUGGCGAGGGUCCACUGGGCCUUCAAGUUCUUUGACUCGCAGGGGGCUCGGAGCCGGCCCUCCCGCGUGUCUGACUUCCGCGAGCUGGGGGCCCGCUCCUGGGAGGACUUCGAGGAGGAGCUGGAGGCCAGGCUCGGGGAUCCCACCCACGGCGCCCACCUGCCCGGCCCGGCGCCCAGGGCCACCCACACGCAUGGCGCCCUGAUGGAGACGCUGCUGGACUACCAGUGGGACCGGCCCGAGAUCACGUCACCUACGAAGCCGUUCCUGCGGAGCCGCGGGAGGAGACUGCUGGACGUGGAGAGUGAGGCCAAGGAGGCCGAGACUGCCCUUGGCGGCUUUGUGAACGCAGUCUUCCUCCUGGCCCCGUGCCCGCGUUCGCAAAGGGAGCUGCUGCAGUUCGUGUCUGGGUGCGAGGCCCAGGCCCAGCGCCUGCCACCCACCCCCAAGCAGGUGAUGGAGAAAUUGUUGCCCAAGAGAGUCCAGGAAGUCAUGAUCGCCCGAAAAAUCACCUUGUACUGGGUGGAUACCACGGAAUGGGCUAAGUUGUGGGAAUCCCCGGACCACCUUGGGUUCCAGACAGUCUGUGAACUUCUCCACCAUGUCGGAGGCACUAUCUUGCCAUCUGAAACUUUCAGCCAGGAUUUUACUAAAGUCGGGCAAACACUACUCAGUGGUGGAAGAAAACUAUCAAGCAAACCUCACCUCUCUCCGUGGAUUUCAACUUUACCAACCGAUUCCACUUUAAACUGUUUGCUCCACAAUUCUCGUGAAUAUGAAGCAUCAUUUCCACAGACAGAAGGAAUGUUAUUUCUCCCUGUUAAAGGCAAAGAAGUUCAAGAAACAUGUACAGUCACCCUAGAGCCCUUGACCAUGCAUCAGAGCCAUUUUCAGAAACCAGUCAGAAUUGUUCUAACAGGCACAGCUGCCCAAUGGGCUCUCCCAACGGGUGGCACUUUGGGCACUGAGAGCUGGAUAAUGCAGAGUCCAGAGGAUGACAGAUCAAGUCAAAGGUUGUUAUUUCAGCAGCUGGCAAGCAGGCUGGCAACUGAAGAGUUAAAUCUGGUUGCCGAUGUGGGUCCUGGUGAAGGGUGGCCCCCUAUCACUGGAAUUAUUUCCCCGCUCUCCACCAGUGCUACAGUUCUCACUGUGUUCUGCACCGAGGAUGCUGAAUUUCAAAGACAUUUUCUCCAAAGGGUUGUGGGAGUGAGCCCUCAGGAUACAGCCCCCCUUCUCUCCGAUAUCACAAAUGAUGUGUUGAAACGGACUCAUGAUUCACUUGAAGAUCCUGCCACUCCUGCUUCUCCUGUUCCAGAGUGGGCCCAGCAGGAGCUUGGCCGCACCAUUCCCUGGAGUGCAGCUGUGGUGGAGAAGUGGUUUCCUUUCUCUAACCUCAGUGGUGCCAGUUCAAAUUUAAUGGAAUCAUUCUGGUUACUACAGGCUGCCUCAACUGAUAAAGAAGACUCUUCCAAAACUGGAAACGAAUUAACACGUCGCCUCUCCGAGUUCUACCAAAGAAAAUCUCGUGAAGAGCCUGCAGCAGCCAGUCAGGAAGACAGUAAAAGAAAACGGGGUGUCCCGCGUACUCCAGUCAGGCAGAAGAUGAAUACCAUGUGCCGUUCCUUAAAGAUGUUGAAUGUUGCAAGGUUCAACGUAAAGGCUCAGAAGUUACAGCCAGAUGGCAGUCCAGACACAGCUGGGGAGAAAGGGAUCCAAAAGACAGCUGGUGGAAGAACAGUGGAUAAAUCAGAAGACAGAGGAAGAACAUUAAGAAGUUCUAAACCAAAAGAUUUUAAAACUGAGGCGGAGCUGCUGUCUUACAUACAUGAAAAUUACCAAAAGACUGUGGCCACUGGAGAAAUCUCAUUGUAUUCAUGUGCUCAGCACAUGAUCUCAACAUUUAAAGCACUCCUGACAUCCAAAGGCACCAAGGAACUAGAAAUGGACAGCUUGAAUCAAAUAAAAGAUAACCUCUUAAAAACCAGUAAAACUCUUCGACAGAAUCUGGGAAAGAAACUGGAUAAGGAAGCCAAAGUCAGAGAGUGCCAGCUUCAGGUAUUUCUUCGUUUGGAGAUGUGUCUACAAUGCCCUUUAAUGCAGGAAAGUACAGAUGACACAGAACAAGUAGUGGAGGAGGUGACCGAUUUGCUGCGCAUGGUGUGUUUAACUGAGGACUCAGCAUACCUAGCAGAAUUUCUGGAGGAAAUUUUGGGAUUGUAUAUUGACUCCAUCCCAAAGACACUUGGAAAUCUUUACAACAGCCUAGGGUUUGUGAUUCCUCAGAAGCUGGCUGGUGUCCUUCCGACAGAUUUUUUCAGUGACGACUCCAUGACGCAGGAGAGCAAAUCACCAGAUCUUUCUGUGCCUCUUUUAUCAAGUGCUCAGAGAUCGGUGGCAGGUGGCACUGAAUCCGACCAGCUGGAGGAGCUUCGUACCAGAUCAGCCAAAAAGAGGAAGAAAAAUGCAUUAAUCAGACAUAAAAGCAUUGCAGAGGUUUCCCAGAAUCUUCGACAAAUUGAAAUUCCCAAAGUGUCCAAGAGAGCAGCAAAAAACGAGAACUCUCACUCUACUCUUCAGCAGCCUCUGCUUGCACGGAAAGAUUCAGUGCAAGAAGUGACCAAAGUUCGAAGAAAUCUCUUCAACCAGGAAAUGCUUUCUCCUUCAAAGAGACCGCUAAAGCGGGGGCUGCCCCGAAGCCAUUCUGUGUCAGCUGUGGAGGGUCUGGAGCAUAAACCUGCCAACUUCAAGAAGACCAAAGAUUAUCAUAAACUGCUGACUAAGAGUGUGGCAGAGACUCCAGAACAUAAGCAAAUCUCCAAAAGGCUGCUUCAUAGACAAAUCAAGGGCAGGUCCUCUGAUCCUGGUCCUGACAUUGGCGUUGUUGAAGAGUCCCCUGAAAAAGGACAAAAUGAACGAAGUUUGAGACGAAGUCCUCGAAUCAAGCAAUUGCUAUUCAGCAAGACAAAUUCUGGCUUCUUCUAUUCUGCAUCUCAGCCGAAGUCUCGAAGUGUGCAGAGAGUUCACUCCUUCCAGCAUGACAAGUCAGGUCAAAGAGAAAAUUCUCCAGCCCAAAGCAUUUGGUCUCCCAAGAGGCUUCUUUUUGGUGCGGUGUCUGAGAUGACCAGCCCCUCAGAGAAAGGCUCAGUCCGGAUUAAAAGGCCUUCAAGAAACACUUCAGCUUCUGAGAUACUUACAGCUUAUCAGACUCCCAAGAAAAGUUACUGGAAAUCCCCAAGCUCUUCUAAAGCUACACCAAGAAGGCUCCCUCGUACACCACAGAUGCCACACUGCACUCCAGAAAGGCGGCUGGGACCCCCUGCAGAAAUGACACCUGUAAAACAGGCCGUGUCUAAGGAGUCCUUAAAGCGCUGUUCCUCAUGUCGCGGUGAUUCACCAUCUGAACUGACAGUAACUCCUCAAAAGGGAUACUCACUGGCAGAAGGAUUUGCCUCUCCUCCUGAAAAGAAGAAACUGAGAACGCCCAGAAGGCACGCUGCUCAACCACCUGAGUUUCUGCAGACUUGUGCUUGGUCACAGUCAGCACCUUCCAGUCCAGGAAGCACCUCGUGUCCAGCAGCCCAGAUGCCACUGACUGUCCAGACCAGGAGUGGAUGUCUGACUCCCGUCAGGCACUCUCUUAGAACACCUUCAAGCUCAGCAGUGUUGGGAUCGCUAGGAGAGACGGCCUUUGUAGGCACACACCAAAACCAAAAAAGCCCAGGUCCCCAAGUCCCUGGAGAUUCUCAGGUGGAGGAACCAGCACAGACACUAGAGGAAACAUCUGCCAAAACCCCAGAGAGACCAGAAAAUAGACCUAUGGUUUCCUCCCCACCUGUUUCUCCAAAGGAACCGUUUAACUCUCCUUCAUGUGACAUUUCCAAGAAGAGUCCAUUUAGGGAAUCGUUGAUGGACUUUCCGUCCCCUGGAGAACUGGAUUGUAGAGAGCCCCAGAAAUCAUCCCAUGUAGCCACAUCACACUCAUGUCCUAUACCCUCAACUCCUCCCAAAAUCUCACAGAUAGGUAAAUCUGACACCCUCCCCCCUCCACCCCCUUCUAAAAUUGGAAAACGGUAUAGAAAUACCUCUAAUCCUGAAAGAAGUUCCCCUGAGUGCCACCCUAACACCUCGGGUGUUCAUGUGUUUGGCAUAAGUGGCAAACCAGCUGCCAUCACAGACUCUAGAAGGGACCAGAAAGAAGGGAGCCUCUCUCCUCAGUCUUCUCCUGAAAGACAUAGUUGCCCUGGGGCCGGUUUAGGGACAGACUGGUCUAUGUCCUCCCCUUUGCUUAUUGUAAGUGACACAGAGUACCUUACCCUCCUUGAUGAAGAUGACUACGGCAGUGACAACUUGAAAAGUAACAUCUCACCAGAACAAGGUGAGAUGUUAAGGACGGUGGUUGCUGACGAGCAGCCUUCUCUGUCUCACCCUGUGAUUCCUCCGUCUUUCCCUUCCUCUGUGCCCAGCUCUCCUCUGGUACUUUGCUAUGGCCUGCGCCGCACGGCAGACAGAACGCAGGGCCAGACUGUGGCACACAGAGAGAAUCAGCAAACUUUAACUCAGCCUUCGAAAGCCUCUGCCAGUCCACAGACCUACGAGGUUGAGCUGGAGAUGCAAGCUUCGGGCCUCCCCAAGCUUCGAAUUAAAAAGGUAGACCCCAGCUCUUUAUUAGACAUUGAACCUCUAAGAAAGGAGGAUGGCUUCCUGGGAGAGGAGAGUGCCUUCCCUGGUCUCAGCUCGGCCAGGGGCAGCAGACCCUCAGGCAAACCUGAAACCAGCUACAUGUCACCCCCCUGCCUCCGCUCCUCACACAGCACCCCUGGCAAGAGCGGGGGACAAACGUAUAUCUGCCAGUCCUGUACCCCAACCCGCUGCCCCUCUAGUACCCCCUCUCCUUUUCAAGCAGAGGUUGGGGUUCCUUGGACACCAUCUCCCAAGCACAGUGGAAAGACACCUCCUGACACAAUUAAAGACUGGCCCAGGAGAAAAAGGGCGGUGGACUGCAGCGGGAGCAGCUCUGUGGGGAGGAGCGAAGUCAAUGUAGACCUUGCAGGGAGCGGGCCGGGGCUCGAGCUGGAGGGGAAGGAGCGAGGGUUUGAACUCGCUGUCAGCAAGACUCGCAUCUUGGGGGAUUUUGAGCUUGAGGGGGUGUGUCAGCUGCCAGACCACUCACCUCCAAGGGAUAGUGUGCCUAAGGCUGAGGACGCCUUCUCAUGGGGACAGUUUGGAUUGGGCUCCAGGAAGAGACUCCUUUCUGCCAAGGAAGAAGCUGAAUGUUGGGCCAAAAGAAUCUGUGACAGCCAGAGAGAAGACUCAGAAGCAAGUGGGGAGAGGUCUCCAAGUGCAAGUGUGGGGCAGGGACAGCUCCCCUCCACCGGGGAUGAGGUCUUUGUUUCAGGCACCACGCCACCCCCCGGCUGUGCUGUACGGAGCUGCCUUUCGGCCAGUGGUCUCCAGGCGCUGACCCAGUCUCCACUGCUGUUCCAGGGAAGAACGCCUUCCUCUCAGUGUAAAGACACCAGAGAUGAGGAUGUGGACGUAUUUCCCUCCACCGUGGAAGAUUCUCCUUUCAGCCGAGCAUUCUCCAGAAGACGCCUCAUCAGCAGAACUUACACACGGAAGAAGCUGAUUAGCUAGUUAGGCCAGAAGCAGGUGAUGGGACUUGUACUUACGAACACUACUGAGCUCAUACUGAGCUGAUGCGUUCCCUGGACCAGGAGAGAGUGGCUUUUUCUCUGUAUAUGUGAGGAUUUCCAAACUUUUACCAUAAUUGAAUUCCUAACAGUGUGUCCAGAAGCUCAGUUCAUGAGACUGGGGCCUUAACUGUUUCCCGAAUGUAACCCUGGGGCUUACUGUGCUAAAGCAGGAGUUAACCAGGGCUUCUUAACAGAAUCAAGAAAGUUCCAAGUAUGAAGAUGAAGUCAGCCAGGACCCCGUAGCCCCUUUUACCGUGGUGAGUUUUCAGAGUCCAGCUAGAAUGCCUUAGGGUUUUUUAAUUCCCCUCAUGGAAUCCAUCCACCCCCAGAACCUACCCCUACCACACCUGCCCCUCAUGGGAACAUUGUGGGGAGGGGUGGAUGAUGGUAUAGCUGGUGCUCAAAAUCAAAGGCAGCCUGGGAUGUCAGGAAACCAGACAGGGAACUGCACCCCUGGGAUUCCAGCCCCAGCCCAACCGUGACCUUGGGCAAGUCAGGGGACUACUCUGUGCCUCCCUCACUUGUGAAAUAGGAGAAAGGAUGCUACGUGGUGUCCCUCGCAGGGCUGCUAAGGCUUGGAUGCUGCACCAUGGGGAGUGCUCUGUAAACUGUAAAGCACCAUCCACAUAUAUAAAUAUUAAUUUAUACUGAAGACUGCAUCUGGGGCAGCAGAACCGGUUUUCUGCAUUCCUUACACAAGACAAUAAAAUCGUCUCUGGCUGCA